CGCCGCGGCGGCUCGGCGGUUCGUGACGGGCCCUGGGAACGCAGCGGGCGCGGCCGCGGCUGCAGCCGGAGCCUUUGCGGGACGGGACCGCGGGACCCGGAAAUCCCGGGUGGCUGGAGGGCGCCGAGCCGGCGGCGAGGGGCGAGCUGGGCCGCCGGCCCGCUGCUGCAGGAAGAAAAAAGUCAAGAAAUGUCUACCAAUUUAAAAUACCUUUCCUUGGGCAUCCUGGUUUUUCAGACCACAAGUUUAGUCUUGACCAUGCGAUACUCUCGGACACUGAAAGAAGAAGGACCUCGUUACUUAUCUUCUACAGCAGUAGUUCUUGCUGAACUCCUGAAGAUUUUAGCCUGUGUUCUCUUGGUCUACAAAGACAGCAAAUGCAAUUUACGGACUCUGAACAGAGUGCUACAUGAUGAAAUACUCAAUAAACCUAAGGAGACUCUUAAGCUUGCUAUUCCUUCAGGAAUUUAUACUCUUCAGAAUAACUUGCUGUAUGUAGCCUUGUCAAACCUAGAUGCAGCCACGUACCAGGUUACAUAUCAACUGAAAAUUCUUACCACAGCCUUGUUUUCCGUGUCCAUGUUGAGCAAGAAGUUGGGUGUAUACCAGUGGCUUUCAUUAGUGAUAUUGAUGACAGGAGUGGCAUUUGUGCAGUGGCCUUCAGACUCUCAAGCAACAUCUGCUAAGGAGCAUUCAGCAGGAUCUCAGUUGGUAGGCCUGAUGGCAGUUCUCAUAGCAUGCUUCUCUAGUGGCUUUGCUGGGGUUUAUUUUGAGAAGAUUUUAAAGGAAACUAAGCAGUCUGUGUGGAUCAGAAACAUUCAGCUUGGAUUUUUUGGUAGCAUAUUUGGACUGGUGGGUGUGUACAUUUAUGAUGGAGAACAGCUGUCAAAGAAUGGAUUUUUUCAAGGAUACAAUAAACUUACUUGGGUAGUUGUUGUUCUACAGGCGCUUGGAGGACUGGUGAUUGCUGCUGUGAUAAAAUACGCAGACAACAUUUUAAAGGGCUUUGCAACUUCUCUCUCUAUUAUACUGUCAACAUUGAUCUCCUAUUUCUGGCUGCAAGAUUUUGUCCCUACAAGUGUCUUUUUCUUCGGAGCCAUCCUUGUCAUAGCAGCUACUUUUCUGUAUGGUUAUGAUCCUAAACCCGCAGGAAUCCCCAUCAAGGCAUAGCAGACUUCUCGUCAACCUGCUUCUCAAGAUCAUGCCCUAGGGGCUUUGUUGACAAUGGCACGUGGAGAGCCUCAUUGUGCACCCCGAGGAAAGGAUUGCUGUCCUGAAUCUGUUGAAGAAACGCGUACAAGUAGUUUUGAACAACUGGAGGGAUGAAAGGUGUGUGGCCAUACUGUCUGUAACUGACUAGAGAGAGACAAAAACAAACAACAAAAACACAGCAGGCGAGAGAAUGCCCAGUGCAACUUGCUGAUAAAAACUUGAAAGGAACAAAAAGUUUCCAACAAACUGCGGUUAGGAAUUGUUUACAGCUUGCCUGAGAUUGAAUCAAAAGCAUUUACUGUCCUGACUGCUGCAGAAAUCUGUCCUAUGCACUCUCUGAAAGAACACCUGGCAGCGUUGUCAGAUUGUAUGCUUUCUGCAAUUGACUCUGUUUAAUUGUAGCCAAUAUGGGUUUAAUUGUUUGUCUAUUUAAUUGUGAGAUCACCUGAAUACACAUGAUCGUUCUGAAGAGGGGUUUCUGAUUGGGUGUUACUUAUUAAAACUGUGAAGGUGAAAGUAAAUACUGAAAGAUACUUUCAUGAGAUUAAGUAUUUUUAUAUUUUUAGAAGACUGAUUUUAAUAACAGAGAUCUGUUAUUAAAAAAUAUUGGAAUCUUGUUGCUUUGGUAAAACUGUUGUAAGAAUGUUAACAUUCUCACCCAGGUAGACAGGGGAAGAAAUUAAGAGUUGGAGCUGGAAAUCAGCCUUCAUCAGAAUAUCCUUUAGUGUUCCAACACAGGGUGGUGAGACACUGAACAGGUUUGCCCAGGGAGGUGGUGGAAGCCCCAUCCCUGGAUAUUUUUAAGGCCAGGCUGGAUGUGGUAGUCUGAUCUAGUGUGGAACUGGGUGAUCGUUGAGGUCCCUUCCAGCCCUGACAAGUCUGUGGUUCUAUAGCUGAUGAAAUCACUCUGUGAGCAUAGACCAGAGGUUACUGCAUUCACCUGGCAAGAGAGUGGGGUGAUGCUGGGGUGCUUGCUCAGAUGUAAUGUUCAUAUUUAAUGAUUCAAAAAGAAAAGGAAAAUCACCCUUUUGGUAGAACCUUUGAAGUUGUUUUUAUGCUUUAAAUGUCAUCUAUGGAUUUUUUUUUAACCACAAAACAAAAACAAUGAAAGAUUUUUACGGCAUUAUUGUCUGUAGCAACUCCAUCUGGAGCUAUUAUGGUAUGUCACCCGUAUACUGUAUUUUACUAGUGUUUUUUUAAACAACUUUUGUUUACUCGUGCACCCUCUGAGUUUUUUUCAGUACAAUUCUAUGUAAUGGCUUCUUUAGAUUUUUUUUUUUUAAUCAUUAUUUUUUUUUUCUGGGAGUCCUUGAGCCAACAGACUGAAAUGGGUUCUCUGGAGCUAUGGAGUCUAGGAGUGGAAUUACUCUAAGAGGAAAUUUAAUGAAAAAGUAAUUAAUUGUGCAAUAGGUAAAUAUAAAAGCAUGCUCAUCUUCUAUUUCAAACUCCCAGAAAACCUUUACAAAGAUCUCUACAUGCAAUUAGAACUCAGAUCAAUUAGAGUGUUGUGAACACUUUACUUGCUGAAGUGUCUGUCUAUAGCCAGAAACACAAAACAAAAGGCAGAACUAAUAAACAACCCCCCCAUAAAAUGGCUGUCUUAAAUACCUCUGCUUUUCAGGACUUGAAAUUGCUGGGAGAGUGACUUCUCACCCAAGUGACAUGUGUAAAGGUGUACAUGGAUGCAAAAAUAGAUCAGCAGUCACUUACCUGUAGCAUGGCAAGUGGUAAAAGCUUGACUGUUUUUAUUUCCCCCCCUCCUAGUGUUCUUUUUCACUGCUGUCUUGUGCUCAUUAACACAUUGUAGAGAGAAGGUGCUUUAAAAUAUUUACCAAAAGACCUUAUCCUCUCUUUCCACAUUUCAGUGGUGGAUUGACAUGGUGAUUCUGAAAGUGUGCUUUAAAAUAUCUCACUGGGUUACUGUAAGUGGGAAAGGAAAAAUUACACUUGCAUGAGCUGAGUGGGGAAAAAGAAAGUAUUCUCCUUCUGCUGGCUGUGACUUGCGUUAUCAACUUUCUGUUUGUCUGUCGUAUCAGAGCAAGCCAUGAAAGACAUUUCAGAGUUAAACCAAGGGCUUGCUAAGCUUUGUGACCUGUGAAUCUCUCACGGCAUGUGGCAAUUGCAGCAGCUCUGCUACUGCUCAUAGUGGUCAAAAAGAUCUCGUAUCACGCUAAAUUGGCAUUCUGUGUUAAUGUUAACAUUUUCACCUGGAACAUUCAGCGUGGCAAAACCAAGAGGAGAUGGCCUGUAGUCAUUUUGCCCCUGAAAUGAAACAGGAGGUGAGAGGUGUGUGGAGCAGUGGCUCCCAGCAUUGCUUGGUGCAGAGUGGGAGUUGCGUGACUGAAAUGGUCUGAGACAUGUUGGUAGUCCUAUCUGCACUGGAGUUUGGUCUGCAUGGUAGUACUUUAACUCCAUGAACCACAGCAGUGGAAAGGUUCAGGUGGUACAAUUGCUGACUUCACUGAGGGACUUCAGAAGGCGCAAGCAGCAGGAUGAAGACACUUUAAAAACAGUUACAUAGGAAAUAAUCAGCGCAUUGCUGGAGUUCCCUUACCUAUAACCCAGGUUUAAUACCUCAGGUUCCCCUGUCCAUAUUUGUCAGUAAGCAUCAGUUUAAGGGAAAGAAAACAGGAAUCUGUACACUUUUUUUGCUUGAAUAGGAUGUCACACAGCUUUAGAAAACAGUCUGCUGUACUAAGGACUAGUUACUGCUGUCUGUGGAUCAAUGUCUCUCCCAUGUUUUCCACUGGCAGCUCCAUUAGUUUUUUCCAGUAGAGGGAUAGAUCUUUUUGUACAACUUGUUGCUGUCAAAGGAAAUAGGAAUCUGCAUUUUUAGCUGUCUUUCCCUAGCCCCUUUAAGCCUAAGGAAAAGCUCUUGUCUGAGACCUUUCAGGUCAGGCAAAGGGAAGAGGACAGCAAUCUGUCCCUUGAGAACAGAAAGGAUUUCUGUAACCUUUGCAACACAACAGCAUAUGCACAUUUUCUCACAGAGAUACUUUAGUGGACUGUAGAAUUAAAAGAAAAAGAAAAUGCAGUUUUAAGUCUAAAAAUCAACUAACCAAAGAAACAUUGGGAAGUAUGGCACAGUGUGCUUUGAGUUUCCCCUAAAAGCAAUCUGUAGUUUAAACUUCCAAAUUUCCCCUCUCUUUCUGACCUACUUUUCUGACUCAUGGACGAUGGAAUCUUCAGUUGUAUAUUUUUAGGAGGCUAACCUAUACUUAGCAGAAUUUUAUUUAAAUAUUUAUAAAGUUAUAGCUAAGUAUUUAUUUGCAGUAACUUGAAUUACAUGAUGAUGAUUGUUUUGUUAUUAAGACUUGCCUAAUGGGAGCACAAGUAUUUACUGAGUCAGUAAAUUGGGUAUUUGGCAGUUUUGUUCGAGGAUCUCUGGGAUACAUGGUGGAUGGUCAAAUAACAAUGAACUUAGAACUACCUUCAAAGCUAAAUAAAUCAUUGGUUCAGUAGUGAAAAAUCUUGAGCAUAAUAAACCAAGCAAAGAUAAUCUUUGCUUUAUGUUGCAUUUCUGUGCUGUCCACAAGUACCCAAUAAUAUAUGUUUUUCUUUUUCUCAAAGAAUUCAGAUCAUUUUUUGUAUUCCAGUCAAAUUGGUUUAGACAUCCCCAACCUGCUCUAGUUGAGGAUGUCCCUUCUGACUGCAAGGGGGGUUGGGCUAGAUGACUUUUGGAGGUCCCUUCCAUCUCAGCCCAUUCUUUGAUGCUGUGACUCUGUAAGAAAACUUUUUGUUUGCUUUAAUAAAUGGUAAAUUAAUAUUUUAGAGUCAACUCCUGCAAGAUAGCAUCUCGGGUUUUUUACUGUAGCUUUUUAGAAACGAUUGUUUUUCUUUUAAAAAAAAAGGAACAAAACCCCAACUUAUUUUGGUAGCAUAAGUUUGUCUUCGUUACUUGUUCAGUCCUUUCAUGGAAUUUUGGAAGUCUGCCAUUGUUUUGUGUUCCUCACUUCUUUUUGUGGCUGUAAUUCCUAAGAUUGUAAUGAAUUCUGUCAAGUUAUUUUCAGACUGAUAAAUUAAAUGUGGCCUUCCUUCUGGGUUUCAUUGUCAGUAACUUCCAUGUUUUAAUAGAUUUCUUUGCUGGCUGCACAUUCUGCUGUAGUUAAGCAGUCAUCUUUUUUCAGAGUUGAAGUUGUUGCUCUUUUUUUUUUUCUCCUGCUGACAGUGUUUCCUGCUGGAUGUUGUGAAUGAGGAAUAUGAUCCAUUGUUUUCUUCUCUGAAAUCCACAUUUUGUACAAAUAGGAUAUUAAAAAGCAUUCAGAGUUCUGAAUAGCAAUGUUUAUGUAGAACAUGGUAUUACACACUGUAUCAUUACCAUUGGUGCUCAGUAAUUGCACUUCACUCCAAGAAGUGUUCCUUUGCCUUUUGUUUCCAUUGUUCUUUUUGGUUUUAAUGCUGAUUAUUUUCCACAGAAAGUUACUAAAGAGUUCUUCUCUUUCCAGGUAAGCUCAUUAUAUGUGUUUAAAUAGCUAGAACUAAAAUAUUUUUACUGGAAAAAUGAAGGGGGAAAUGCAACAAAAUAAGUGGGGUUCAUUAGAUUGUAUUUUCUGCUCCAGUUACUGUGAACCCAAAUUCCUGAUAAGUUGAAUUUGUAGCCUGCUCUAAUUAUUUUCUGUUAGCUGAAUUUAUAACUCAUUUUCAGAAGCAAAAAAAAAAGUAUGUGUUCCAAGGUGCCAUCCAGUGCUCAUUCAUGAAUGUCUGCUGUGCAUUGGCAUCCAAGACUAGACCGUGACAUUUUUAACUCUUGCCUUCCACCGUCCAUCAUCAUUCUCACAGUAAUUAGCCAUAUUCUUUUCAUUAGCAAUUUGUAGCUUAGUAAGAAUUGCUUAUAUGCUAAGCACCUGCUGGAGCCUGUCCAGAGAAGGGCCACAAGGAUGAUGGGAGGGAUGAAGCUCCUCUCCUGUGAGGACAGGCUGAGAGAGUUGGGGUUGUUCAGUUUGGAGAAGAGAAGGCUCCCAGGAGACCUUCUUGUGGACUUCCAGUACCUUUCUUCCAGUACAAGAAAGCUGGGGAAGGACUUUUUAGGGUGUCAGGUAGUGAUAGGACUGGGAAGAAUGGAUCCAAGCUAGAGGAGGGCAGAUUUAGAUUAGACGUUGGGAGGAAGGUCUUCAGCAUGAGGGUGGUGAGACUGGAACAGGUUCCCCAGGUCAGUGUUGGAAGCCUCAUCCUUGGGUGUUUUUAAAGACAGGUUGGAAGGGCCUCUGGCUAACCUGAUCUAGUGUGAGUUGUCCCUGCCCAUGGCAGGGGAGUUGGAACUGGGUGAUCCUUGAGGUCUCUUCCAACCUGGGCGGCUCUGUCAUUCAUAUGCUUGCAUUUGCUGCCACGAGUAACACUUUCCUAGAUGUUUAUAAAGCUUGUCUUUAUUGUCAGUUAUAUUUUAAAUUAUUUUAAAGAUGAGACCAAAUAGAAAUAAACUGUAGCAACAUUUUUAAGGUAGUCUAAAGAUUUUGUUUGUUGAUAUUUUUGCACGAUCAUACUGGACACAGUUCUAAUCUAUGUCAUUUCCAGCUAGUCUGGAAAAAGGUUCAUUUUUCUGGUGUAACACUGAUGAGCCAGAGAAUGCAUUUCACAUGACCUAAUAUAUUAUUUCUUUUAAAUCCAUAUUGAGGUAAAAUGCUGCAUUUUGGGGUUUGGUUUUUUUUCUUCUGUAUGUAUAGAUAAUGUCACCAUGUUAAUAAACUGUUUUAAACCAAGCACUGGCUUUAUUAGGAACAUGAUGUAGAACUGAGAACUCUGUAACUGGAGAGGCUUGUCUUAUAUGCAUAUUGGAGCAGGAAUAAACCAAUGUUUUAAUUAA
This is a messenger RNA of Pogoniulus pusillus (Red-fronted tinkerbird), 7012 nucleotides long. It is a transcript of the gene SLC35A3, whose product is annotated as solute carrier family 35 member A3. Gene Ontology annotation, cellular component: Golgi membrane. The transcript has 8 exons. Gene Ontology annotation, molecular function: UDP-galactose transmembrane transporter activity. NCBI's taxonomy places the organism in Eukaryota, Metazoa, Chordata, Aves, Piciformes, Lybiidae. Gene Ontology annotation, biological process: pyrimidine nucleotide-sugar transmembrane transport. The record is from RefSeq and is a predicted model, not a curated record. The coding region runs from base 190 to 1170 and encodes 326 amino acids.